AAUGUUUAUAUUUUAUUUUGUUUUGAACGCCUCGAAAUCACUCUCGAAUUAAAUACCUACGUAAUAAAAAAUACAUUGGGAUUAAAAAAAAAUACACAUUUCACACAAUGAAACCUUCUAUAGACGUAGAUACGUUGAGAACGGAGCACGAAUCCGAGGAACAGUGGGAAGUUAGACGUAGUUUCCUUUUAGAACACAAAGACGAUUUUCCAGAAGCUGAAUUAGUGACACUGGCGCAAAUCUAUACCAAUAUCGAAUUUUUAGGAUGCAGAUAUCCACCUCAAACAAUGAAACGUAUUUCGGUAUUGGCCGAGAAAGUGUCCGCCAAGUACAAGGAGAGCAGAAAGAAUAAGUUGAAACGAACUUUCGUGCAAGCCAGCGAUGCGGCCGAGCAAAAAGCUAAACGUACCUUCAUGAAAUAGUAUUAACUGUACAAAUACUUGUAACUAUACUUGAGACCUUAGAACUUAUUAUUAUCUCAAGGUGGGUGGCGCAUUUACGUCGUAGAUGUCUAUGGGCGCCAGUAACCACUUAACACCAGGUGGGCUGUGAGCUCGUUCACCCAUUUAAACAAAUAAAUGUUUGGGUCUAUAUGUGUUCGUUAUUUAUCUAAUUGUGCAAAGUUUACUGCAACAGUUAUCAUUAAAAUUGCUUUCAUGGUUUAUUCUCAAAUUUAUUUCGUAUUGUUACACGCUGGGGUUCUGGUUAAUAAAAAUUCUGCCGAAGUACAAAUUAAAACUCUAUUUAACUUAGAAAACUCACAGAACAGUUUACAGUUCGUAAUUCGCUUUUUCCGCUUUGCUCCAAAUCGCAUAUUAUAAUUUGCGUAAUUACUGUUGGUAGGACCCUCUUAUGAGUCCGCGCGGG
Molecule: messenger RNA, 867 nt
Organism: Bombyx mandarina (wild silkworm)
Lineage: Eukaryota; Metazoa; Arthropoda; Insecta; Lepidoptera; Bombycidae
Product: partner of xrn-2 protein 1
Source: RefSeq, a predicted model, not a curated record